Molecule: messenger RNA, 1608 nt
Organism: Tachysurus fulvidraco (yellow catfish)
Lineage: Eukaryota; Metazoa; Chordata; Actinopteri; Siluriformes; Bagridae
Exons: 3
Coding region: 468-1151 (227 amino acids)
Biological process (GO): cellular response to gamma radiation; intrinsic apoptotic signaling pathway in response to DNA damage by p53 class mediator
Source: RefSeq, a predicted model, not a curated record
AAAAGGUGAGAGAAGCACAACUAGAAUUCACUAAGCCACUAAGACUUGAAUGCAUAUUUUUCUAUCCUGUUUUUUGUUUCUGUUCAUAUAACAAAAGAAAAAGUUGCAUUUUGCCUAUAAUUUGCUGUGAGGCUUUCUGUAUCGAUCUUUAAUUGCAACACUUUAAAAACAGUAAAAAUAAUGCAAUGCCAGCUGAUUAGCAUGGACGCAUCGGAAUACGAUACGAUUUUCUGCUGUUUUAUUUUUUUCAGUGAAACCUGAACACGCUCCUACAUGCAUUCUGCAUCUCUGAAAUAGAUCGUCUCCCUUGUCAUCUGGAUUUAUUUUGGAAGUGCUGAUUUAUGACACUUGAAGCCUGACGGUCGGGUUUGCGGUUAGAUGACGUUACAGAGUCUUGCUAUUUCGGAAGUCGAGUUUCAGUCGCUUUUAUUGUUUGGUUCUGUUUGUACAAGAGACUUUGUUUAAAGAUGAUUUCCUGUGCGGGUCAAACUGAGAGGGCAGUCUGGCUGAAGUUGCUUGGUGUUGGGCUGAUCGUGCUCACAGGGCUGACAGUGAAGUGUGAAGGGGGAAAGCUGCCAGGACAGGACACAGACAGAUUCUGCUACAGACUGACGGAUGUGGUGGAGAUUCUACGCCGCCAUGUGGACUCGAUAAUCGGAGCCCACACAACCACAAAAUGUUUGACUUUCUUGGAUAUAGUACUGCAGUUUGUAGCAGAAGGUGCUGCUGGUGGCCUCAACGUCAUCGCUGUUUAUGUGGCUGAGAUUCUGCGUGCCACUGGAAUGGGUGAUCCUAUAUCCAUCCCUCACUUCACCCCUGCGGGCAUAGCCGGUGCAGCGAAGUGGCUGUUACUGGCGGUGAUUAGCUACUUGCUGCUGUGCGCCGUGUUGCGUUUAGCUGUGACGUUGUUACGGCAGGGAUUCUGGAUGCUGAAGGUCAUCGUGGUCGUGUGGAUCUUCGUUCGGAUCAUCAGUGAUCCCAAAGCUUCCUCUGACACCACGGUUGCGCGUUUGUUCCUGCUAGUGAUGUGCACGGCUGUGUGGAGCGUCGCCACUACGAUGAAGAGCGGGACAGUCCAGACCGGCCUGGAGAGUCGACUGACGAACCUGGAGGCCAGAGUGGCAGCGAUGGAGAAGAGAAAAACAGAGUGAUGAGAAAUUAAAUAAAGGGAUGUGCUUAGAGGAGAUGGAGAGCGAUGGAAGAAAGGAGAAGAGAACUAAAUAGACAUUAUAAGAUAAUAUACAAGAAUAAAUAGAUUUCUGGGGUUACUUUUUAAAAUCUAUGUAAUUUUCUGCUUGGUUUUGUCAACAACUGAAAAUGUUUUUUGUUCAUGUAUUUUAAAGGUGCUUCCUUAACUAAAAUUUACAAACUCACAAACUCUUCACAGGUUUGCAUUUAUAAGUGUCUACACUGGAUUGUGUAAUGCGGUGUGCAAUCACGAAAAACUAAGGUUUUUCAGCUCGGUAGAAAGACAACAUGAUUUCUACUUUAAGCAUAGAUCUGAAAGAAGCUGUGAUGUCAUCGUAAAGUAUUUGUUAUUGUGUCAUUGGGAUUAUUAUGGAAUGGAAAAAACCCCAAAAUAAACUGAGAAUAAAUAAUUUUAGUACA